This is a messenger RNA of Impatiens glandulifera, 1297 nucleotides long. Its product is annotated as putative leucine-rich repeat-containing protein DDB_G0290503. The record is from RefSeq and is a predicted model, not a curated record. Lineage: Eukaryota; Viridiplantae; Streptophyta; Magnoliopsida; Ericales; Balsaminaceae. The transcript has 2 exons. The coding region runs from base 29 to 1297 and encodes 422 amino acids.
GUAGGUUUAAGACAAAUUGAUUAAAAGCAUGGGAGAGAUUGAUACAAAUCCAAUUGCAUCUGUUCAAUCUGCAAUAUCUUUAUUUGGGGAGAAAAGAGGACGACAACACAAGAGAAAUGGAUCAAUUAGCAGUGAUGAUAUGGAGAAGGAGAAGGUGCAUGAAAGCAUGUUAAAAGACUUGGCAAACUUCAAGGUUCAGUUAGAAGCAAAGGAUUUAGUCUACAAUCAGGCAAUUCACAAACUAGACCAAUCAGAGAAAACAGCCAAUGAACUUUCUUCCCUCCUGAAGAAAUCCGAACUCGAGAAACAUGUAUACAUCUCCGAAUGGACUGAAGCCCAUAGAAGGAUUGAAGAUCUCCAAUCCAAGUUGAAGGAGAUGGCUGAUGAGUUAUCCAAAUCAUCAAUGAACCGGGAUGAACUCUCUAAUGCCUUAAUUGAGAUGGAAAUCAAAUUGGCUGUUAAUAUUGAAACCAAUAUUGAGGCUAUGAGGGAAAUGGAAAUGAUGAAAACUAAGUCAAACAGGGAAUUGGAGAAGUUCUUGGAACUAAAGGAAGCUUAUUCGAAUCUAGCCUCCUGCGCUGAGAAGGCCAAGAAUGAAAAUUGCAAUCUUCUAUCUGAAAAGAAGGCUGCACUAGAGUUGGCAAUGAAAGCAGGUUAUGAAAAGGAAGAAGAGCUAAAGAAGGCAAUAACUAAACUCGAAAAUAUGAAGGAAUUGAAGAGACAAUUGGCGAACAAAGAUUCGUUAUAUUCAGAAACUAUUUCUGAAUUAAACAAUCUUAAAUCUGAAAUGGGAUUUGAGAUAGCCAUGUUGAAAUCCGAGGUUCAUAAAGGGAGAUCAAGAAUAGCAGCAGCAGAGGCUGCUGAAGAAAGAUCCAAAAUUGAGAAAUCAGAACUCUUUAUGGCUGUCCAACAGCUAGCAUUGGAAAUAGAAGAAGUCAAGAAAGAUAAUCAAAUCGAAGAACAAGUAAAACUCAACAAUGCUGACUAUGAAACAAUCAAAACAAUCGACGAGUCGAUUCAAGAAGAGAUGAGGAAAGAGUUGGAAAUGGCGAGAACGAAAAUAGGGGAAUUGAGGAACAGAGCAGAGCAGGCUUGUAUAAGGGCCGAGGUAGCAGAGAAGGCGAAAACAGAGAUGGAAAUGAGAAUAACAAAGAGAAGAGAAAAAAGAGAAAUGAGGAGAAUUGCUGCCUUAACUGUUCUUAAGGAAGAAACAUUUUCCAGUUCAAGCAAUAACAAGAACAACAACAAUAAAAUAGAUCACCCUCUGGGUAAGUUGCUAAACUUGAAAUUUAAUUAA